Messenger RNA from Closterium sp. Yama58-4, 6108 nucleotides. The record is from the annotation of a GenBank genome assembly. Lineage: Eukaryota; Viridiplantae; Streptophyta; Zygnematophyceae; Desmidiales; Closteriaceae.
AUGGAGGAUGCAUUCGCCCUGCUGCUGCAUCUUUACCUCUUAUUAGAGAGGCAAGGAACAGAAAGCAGCUUGUUGUCCCCAUUCCACCGGCGCACAGGCACGUGCUCAAAGCACAACACACUCCACAGCUCGGAGCCUGAGUUUGGAGUCAGGUUUGGGGUAAGGUUUGAGAUCAGGUUUGAGAUCAGGUUUGAUGUCAGGUUUGGCAUCAGGUUUGAGGUCAGUUCUGACGUCAGCUUUGCCGUCAGGUUGGAAGUCAGGUUUAACGUCAGGUUGGACGUCAGGUUCGAGGUCAGGUUUGAGGUCAGGUUUGAGGUCAGGUUUGAGGUCAGGUUUGAGGUCAGGUUUGAGGUCAGGUUUGAGGUCAGGUUUGAGGUCAGGUUUGAGGUCAGGUUUGAGGUCAGGUUUGACGUCAGGUUUGACGUCAGGUUUGAGGUCAGGUUUGAGGUCAGGUUUGAGGUCAGGUUUGAGGUCAGGUUUGACGUCAGGUUUGAGGUCAGGUUUGACGUCAGGUUUGAGGUCAGGUUUGACGUCAGGUUUGAGGUCAGGUUUGACGUCAGGUUUGAGGUCAGGUUUGACGUCAGGUUUGAGGUCAGGUUUGAGGUCAGGUUUGAGGUCAGGUUUGAGGUCAGGUUUGAGGUCAGGUUUGACGUCAGGUUUGACGUCAGGUUUGACGUCAGGUUUGACGUCAGGUUUGAGGUCAGGUUUGAGGUCAGGUUUGACGUCAGGUUUGAGGUCAGGUUUGAGGUCAGGUUUGAGGUCAGGUUUGAGGUCAGGUUUGAGGUCAGGUUUGAGGUCAGGUUUGAGGUCAGGUUUGACGUCAGGUUUGAGGUCAGGUUUGAGGUCAGGUUUGAGGUCAGGUUUGACGUCAGGUUUGAGGUCAGGUUUGACGUCAGGUUUGAGGUCAGGUUUGAGGUCAGGUUUGAGGUCAGGUUUGAGGUCAGGUUUGACGUCAGGUUUGAGGUCAGGUUUGAGGUCAGGUUUGAGGUCAGGUUUGAGGUCAGGUUUGAGGUCAGGUUUGAGGUCAGGUUUGAGGUCAGGUUUGAGGUCAGGUUUGAGGUCAGGUUUGAGGUCAGGUUUGACGUCAGAAAUAGGUUUGAGGUCAGGUUUGAGGUCAGGUUUGACAUCAGGUUUGAGGUCAGGUUUGAGGUCAGGUUUGAGGUCAGGUUUGAGGUCAGGUUUGAUGACAGGUUUGAGGUCAGGUUUGAGGUCAGGUUUGAGGUCAGGUUUGAGGUCAGGUUUGAGGUCAGGUUUGAGGUCAGGUUUGAGGUCAGGUUUGAGGUCAGGUUUGAGGUCAGGUUUGAGGUCAGGUUUGAGGUCAGGUUUGAGAUCAGGUUUGAGGUCAGGUUUGAGGUCAGGUUUGACGUCAGGUUUGAGGUCAGGUUUGAGGUCAGGUUUGAGGUCAGGUUUGAGGUCAGGUUUGAGGUCAGGUUUGAGGUCAGGUUUGACGUCAGGUUUGAGGUCAGGUUUGAGGUCAGGUUUGAGGUCAGGUUUGAGGUCAGGUUUGAGGUCAGGUUUGACGUCAGGUUUGACGUCAGGUUUGAGGUCAGGUUUGAGGUCAGGUUUGAGGUCAGGUUUGACGUCAGGUUUGACGUCAGGUUUGACGUCAGGUUUGACGUCAGGUUUGACGUCAGGUUUGAGGUCAGGUUUGAGGUCAGGUUUGACGUCAGGUUUGACGUCAGGUUUGAGGUCAGGUUUGAGGUCAGGUUUGAGGUCAGGUUUGACGUCAGGUUUGAGGUCAGGUUUGACGUCAGGUUUGACGUCAGGUUUGAGGUCAGGUUUGAGGUCAGGUUUGAGGUCAGGUUUGAGGUCAGGUUUGAGGUCAGGUUUGACGUCAGGUUUGACGUCAGGUUUGAGGUCAGGUUUGAGGUCAGGUUUGAGGUCAGGUUUGAGGUCAGGUUUGAGGUCAGGUUUGAGGUCAGGUUUGAGGUCAGGUUUGACGUCAGGUUUGACGUCAGGUUUGAGGUCAGGUUUGAGGUCAGGUUUGAGGUCAGGUUUGAGGUCAGGUUUGACGUCAGGUUUGAGGUCAGGUUUGAGGUCAGGUUUGAGGUCAGGUUUGACGUCAGGUUUGACGUCAGGUUUGAGGUCAGGUUUGAGGUCAGGUUUGAGGUCAGGUUUGACGUCAGGUUUGAGGUCAGGUUUGACGUCAGGUUUGACGUCAGGUUUGAGGUCAGGUUUGAGGUCAGGUUUGACGUCAGGUUUGACGAUAGGUUUGAGGUCAGGUUUGAGGUCAGGUUUGACGUCAGGUUUGACGUCAGGUUUGAGGUCAGGUUUGAGGUCAGGUUUGACGUCAGGUUUGAGGUCAGGUUUGAGGUCAGGUUUGAGGUCAGGUUUGAGGUCAGGUUUGAGGUCAGGUUUGAUGUCAGGUUUGAGGUCAGGUUUGAGGUCAGGUUUGAGGUCAGGUUUGAGGUCAGGUUUGAGGUCAGGUUUGAGGUCAGGUUUGAGGUCAGGUUUGAGGUCAGGUUUGAGGUCAGGUUUGAGGUCAGGUUUGAGGUCAGGUUUGAGAUCAGGUUUGAGGUCAGGUUUGAGGUCAGGUUUGACGUCAGGUUUGAGGUCAGGUUUGAGGUCAGGUUUGAGGUCAGGUUUGAGGUCAGGUUUGAGGUCAGGUUUGAGGUCAGGUUUGACGUCAGGUUUGAGGUCAGGUUUGAGGUCAGGUUUGAGGUCAGGUUUGAGGUCAGGUUUGAGGUCAGGUUUGACGUCAGGUUUGACGUCAGGUUUGACGUCAGGUUUGAGGUCAGGUUUGAGGUCAGGUUUGAGGUCAGGUUUGAGGUCAGGUUUGACGUCAGGUUUGAGGUCAGGUUUGAGGUCAGGUUUGAGGUCAGGUUUGAGGUCAGGUUUGAGGUCAGGUUUGAGGUCAGGUUUGAGGUCAGGUUUGAGGUCAGGUUUGAGGUCAGGUUUGACGUCAGGUUUGACGUCAGGUUUGAGGUCAGGUUUGACGUCAGGUUUGACGUCAGGUUUGAGGUCAGGUUUGAGGUCAGGUUUGAGGUCAGGUUUGACGUCAGGUUUGACGUCAGGUUUGAGGUCAGGUUUGAGGUCAGGUUUGAGGUCAGGUUUGACGUCAGGUUUGAGGUCAGGUUUGACGUCAGGUUUGACGUCAGGUUUGAGGUCAGGUUUGAGGUCAGGUUUGAGGUCAGGUUUGAGGUCAGGUUUGAGGUCAGGUUUGAGGUCAGGUUUGAGGUCAGGUUUGACGUCAGGUUUGAGGUCAGGUUUGAGGUCAGGUUUGAGGUCAGGUUUGAGGUCAGGUUUGAGGUCAGGUUUGAGGUCAGGUUUGAGGUCAGGUUUGAGGUCAGGUUUGAGGUCAGGUUUGACGUCAGGUUUGAGGUCAGGUUUGAGGUCAGGUUUGAGGUCAGGUUUGAGGUCAGGUUUGAGGUCAGGUUUGAGGUCAGGUUUGAGGUCAGGUUUGAGGUCAGGUUUGAGGUCCAGUUUGACGUCAGGUUUGAGGUUAGGUUUGACGUCACGUUUGAUGUCCGGUUCGACGUCCGGUUUGUGGUCAGGUUUGACGUCCGGUUUGACGUCAGGUUUGAGGUCAGGUUUGAGGUCAGGUUUGAGGUCAGGUUUGAGGUCAGGUUUGACGUCAGGUUUGAGGUCAGGUUUGAGGUCAGGUUUGAGGUCAGGUUUGACGUCAGGUUUGAGGUCAGGUUUGACAUCAGGUUUGAGGUCAGGUUUGAUGUCAGGUUUGAGGUCAGUUUUGAGGUCAGCUUUGACGUCAGGUUUGAGGUCAGGCUUGGCAACAGGUUUGAGGUCAGGUUUGAGGUCAGGUUUGACGUCAGGUUUGACGUCAGGUUUGAGGUCAGGUUUGACGUCAGGUUUGACGUCAGGUUUGACGUCAGGUUUGACGUCACGUUUGACGUCCAGUUUGACGUCCGGUUUGUGGUCAGGUUUGACGUCCGGUUUGACGUCAGGUUUGAGGUCAGGUUUGACGUCAGGUUUGACAUCAGGUUUGACGUCAGGUUUGAGGUCAGGUUUGAGGUCAGGUUUGACGUCAGGUUUGAGGUCAGGUUUGAGGUCAGGUUUGACGUCAGGUUUGACGUCAGGUUUGACGUCAGGUUUGAGAUUCGGUUUGAGGUCCGGUUUGAGGUCAGGUUUGACGUCCGGUUUGAGGUCCGGUUUGAGGUCAGGUUUGAGGUCAGGUUUGAGGUCAGGUUUGAGGUCAGGUUUGAGGUCAGGUUUGAGGUCAGGUUUGAGGUCAGGUUUGAGGUCAGGUUUGACGUCAGGUUUGACGUCAGGUUUGACGUCAGGUUUGACGUCAGGUUUGAGGUCAGGUUUGACGUCAGGUUUGAGGUCAGGUUUGACGUCAGGUUUGACGUCAGGUUUGACGUCAGGUUUGACGUCAGGUUUGAGGUCAGGUUUGACGUCAGGUUUGAGGUCAGGUUUGAGGUCAGGUUUGACGUCAGGUUUGAGGUCAGGUUUGAGGUCAGGUUUGAGGUCAGGUUUGAGGUCAGGUUUGACGUCAGGUUUGAGGUCAGGUUUGAGGUCAGGUUUGACAUCAGGUUUGAGGUCAGGUUUGAUGCCAGGUUUGAGGUCAGGUUUAAGGUCAGGUUUGACGUCAGGUUUGAGGUCAGGUUUGACGUCAGGUUUGACGUCAGGUUUGAGGUCAGGUUUGAGGUCAGGUUUGAGGUCAGGUUUGAUGUCAGGUUUGAGGUCAGGUUUGAGGUCAGGUUUGAGGUCAGGUUUGAGGUCAGGUUUGAGGUCAGGUUUGAGGUCAGGUUUGAGGUCAGGUUUGACGUCAGGUUUGACGUCAGGUUUGACGUCAGGUUUGACGUCAGGUUUGAGGUCAGGUUUGACGUCAGGUUUGACGUCAGGUUUGACGUCAGGUUUGACGUCAGGUUUGAGGUCAGGUUUGAGGUCAGGUUUGAGGUCAGGUUUGACGUCAGGUUUGACGUCAGGUUUGACGUCAGGUUUGAGGUCAGGUUUGAGGUCAGGUUUGAGGUCAGGUUUGACGUCAGGUUUGAGGUCAGGUUUGACGUAAGUUUUGUCGUCAGGUUUGAGGUCAGAAUUAAGGUCUGGUUUGAGGUCAGGUUUGACGUCAGGUUUGACGUCAGGUUUGAGGUCAGGUUUGACGUCAGGUUUGAGGUCAGGUUUGACGUCAGGUUUGACGUCAGGUUUGAUGUCAGGUUUGAGGUCAGGUUUGACGUCAGGUUUGACGUCAGGUUUGAGGUCAGGUUUGAGGUCAGGUUUGAGGUCAGGUUUGAGGUCAGGUUUGACGUCAGGUUUGAGGUCAGGUUUGAGGUCAGGUUUGACGUCAAGUUUGAUGUCAGGUUUGAGGUCAGGUUUGAGGUCAGGUUUGACGUCAGGUUUGAGGUCAGGUUUGACGUCAGGUUUGACGUCAGGUUUGAGGUCAGGUUUGAGGUCAGGUUUGAGGUCAGGCUCUAUGUCAGGUUUGAGGUCAGGUUUGAGGUCAGGUUUGAGGUCAGGUUUGAGGUCAGGUUUGGCAACAGGUUUGAGGUCAGGUUUGAGGUCAGGUUUGAGGUCAGGUUUGACGUCAGGUUUGACGUCAGGUUUGAGGUUCGGUUUGAGGUCUGGUUUGAGGUCAGGUUUGACGUCAGGUUUGACGUCAAGUUUAAGGUCCGGUUUGACGUCAGGUUUGACAUCCGGUUUGAGGUCCGGUUUGAGGUCCGCUUUGACGUCAGGUUUGACGUCAGGUUUGAGGUCAGGUUUGAGGUCAGGUUUGAGGUCAGGUUUGAGGUCAGGUUUGAGGUCCGCUUUGACGUCAGGUUUGACGUCAGGUUUGAGGUCAGGUUUGAGGUCAGGUUUGAGGUCAGGUUUGACGUCAGGUUUGACGUCAGGUUUGAGGUCAGGUUUGAGGUCAGGUUUGACGUCAGGUUUGACGUCAGGUUUGACGUCCGGUUUGACGUCAGGUUUGACGUCCGGUUUGACGUCAGGUUUGACGUCAGGUUUGAGGUCAGGUUUGACGUCAGGUUUGAGGUCGGGUUUGGGGUCAGGUUUGACGUCAGGUUGGAGGUCAGGUUUGAGGUCAGUUUUGAGGUCAGGUUUGGCGACAGUUUUGACGUCAGGUUUGAUGUCAGGUUUGAGGUCAGGUUUGGGGUUAGGUUUGAGGUCAGGUUUGAGGUCAGGUUUGACAUCAGGUUUGAGGUUGGUCGGGUUUGA